CUAUGAAUGCAUUUUAUAUUUUUUAUUGUUUUUGGUAGAAUGCGAACGCCAUUCUUUUACGACCAUGCAUUUAAAAAUCAUUGUAGUGUUAUUGCAAUUAGUGUUUGUAGUGUUUGCAGAUGACGAUGGUACCAUUGUAACAAUUUCAAAUGGUAAAAUACAAGGGAAAACAAAGAAGAGUCUAGAUGAACAAAAAUACUAUGCUUUUGAAGGGAUACCUUAUGCUGCACCUCCCACAGGAGAUAAUAGAUUUAAGGCUCCACAAAAAGUAGACGACUGGGAUGGAGUUCUAGCAACUAAAAGAAACGAAAAAGCUUGCUUACAAAUCAUUGCAGUUAUUCCACAGGGAUCUGAGGACUGUCUAUAUCUGAACGUAUAUACUCCUGCGGAUUUAAAAAGCAGCAACAGUCAAUCUCUACCGGUCCUUGUAUGGUUCUAUGGUGGUUCAUAUCAGACCGGUUCAACAGCAGAUGUUAAACCAGUUUAUUUCAUGGACUAUGAGGUUAUACUUGUAACUGUCAACUAUAGACUGGGGGUAUUUGGAUUUUUAUCGACCGGUGACGAUGUGGCUAGUGGAAAUUGGGGUUUGAAAGAUCAACGUUUUGCUUUACAAUGGGUGAAGAAAAACAUAGAUCAGUUCGGUGGUGAUCCAAAUAAAGUAACUAUAGGAGGACAAAACGCUGGUGCAAGUUCAGUUGGUUACCAUAUGUUGACAGAUACUCAUCGAAACAUUAGAAAAGGAUUAUUUAGAGCGGUUAUCUCAGAAAGUGGAUCUCCUCUGUGUCCGCAAUAUUUCCAAUCUAGUCCAAAGAAGUACGCAGAUGAGUUGGCUACACUAAUUGAUUCUUCUUUUAAGGGAAAUUCGGAAGCCUUAGUAGCGUUAUUGCGAAAACAAACGCCUGAAAAACUUACUAGAUUAUCUAAUGCCAUAAAGUUACGUCAUUUACCUAUAAACGAUCCCGUCCAAUCGAUAUUCAUCUAUAAUGUAUGGUUACCAGUUAUCGAGGAUAGUGAUAGUGAUAGUGCCUUAAUAUAUCACCCGAUGCACAAAGAUUUUAUGGAUGGAAAAUUUUCGGAUAUACCUUUGUUAAUAGGCUACAAUUCAGAAGAAGCUAUUUAUUAUCCGGAUUAUGUAGCAGCGCUAGCUUUUUCCUCAAGAAUAAAUGACAAUCCUCAAUCUCUAGUAUUUGAUAACCUUAAUGUAGAAGAUAAAACUCAAGCUGGAAAUGACAUAAAAGCAAUAUACGCUUCCUCAUUUAAGGACAACAAAGGACUACUCUUAGAAUUCUUUAGUGAUAACGUGUACACAACUCCCAUAAUACGUCAAGCAGAGUUGGUAUCUAAGAAAUCUCCUGUUUAUCUUUACGAAUUUGCUUAUAGAGGAUCAAACCAACUGAUUCGUUUUGAAGAAGCUGAUAAUGUUGGCCAUGCAUUUGAACUAAGAUAUUUAUUUGGCAAUAAAAAGUUCAACAGCAAAAAUGAUAAAUUGUUACAUGAACGUAUGAUGAAAAUGUGGACAAAUUUUGUUAAAUACAUGAAUCCUACACCUGAUGAAGACGAUGAUCUAGUAAAAUGGUCAAAAGUGAAAUCUUCAAAUAAUAUGGAGUAUCUUAUAAUUAAUUCUACUUUGGAGAUGUCUUCACAACCAAAAAGAUACAAAAAAUGGAAAGCUGUUUUGAGUGAACAUUUAUCAAGUCCCUAUUGGGUAUAUUAAAAAAAUUCCAACUUACAGUAACUUAAACUAUUUAGUUUACAAACAUUCAUUAUUUUUGUUAUUUAAAAUAUCUCUGAUCUUGUGAAUAAAUGUUACUCACAUAUAACA
Molecule: messenger RNA, 1822 nt
Organism: Diabrotica virgifera virgifera (western corn rootworm)
Lineage: Eukaryota; Metazoa; Arthropoda; Insecta; Coleoptera; Chrysomelidae
Product: venom carboxylesterase-6-like
Exons: 11
Coding region: 65-1714 (549 amino acids)
Source: RefSeq, a predicted model, not a curated record